This is a messenger RNA of Ostreobium quekettii, 1125 nucleotides long. Lineage: Eukaryota; Viridiplantae; Chlorophyta; Ulvophyceae; Bryopsidales; Ostreobiaceae. The record is from the annotation of a GenBank genome assembly.
AUGGCGAGGGCGCGGCGGCCCGUGCCGCUGGCGGCGGCGUGCGCGCUGUGGGCUUGCCUGGCGAUCGGCCUUUCCGGCGCGGCAGACGAGUGGCUCAUCGGCUGGCUGGGGGAGACGUAUCGGCCUGCCGAAGUGUGGCCACAGCCCGCGACGGAGGCAUCCAGAUCCCAACCAUGGAUCGAAACACUCUCUUGGAGGCCAAGGGCGUUCUUGUACCACAGCUUCCUGAGCGAUGCGGAAUGCGACCACCUAAUCAAGCUCGGUGCGCCGCAGAUGAAGCGUUCCAUGGUGGUAUCCUCUUCGUCGGAGAAUGGAGAGGUGUCUGACUACAGAUCGAGCUAUGGAUGUUUUCUGAACCGCAUGCAGGACAAAGUCGUAACAGACAUCAUGCGGCGCCUGUCAGAGUGGACUCAUCUGCCCAUGAUCAAUCAAGAGGAUGUGCAAAUUUUGAGGUAUGCAGAUGGCCAGACCUACAGACCACACAUGGACGUGCUGGCAGAAGACGAUGAGGAUGGCAGGCGGCAGGCCACUGCCCUCAUAUAUCUGUCAGAUGUGGAAGCUGGUGGAGAAACAGCCUUCCCAAAGACCCGCAACCAUAACUGGGUCGAUCCCGGAAAAGUCGAACGCAUGGAGAACGUAUCGGCAUGUGCUAAAGGGCACAUAGCCACACGGGCCAGAAAGGGCGACGCACUGCUCUUCUUCUCCCUGAAACCUGAUGGAAAGCAGGAUUUCAUGGCCGAGCACACGGGCUGCCCCGUGGAGAGUGGCACCAAGUGGACAGCCACCUUCUGGAUACACGAAGAGCCGUUCAGACCAAGCACGUUCAAGCCCCCGCCGCCUGGCUGGGUGCCAGAUGAUGCAGGCGAGUGCCGGGACUUCGAUGAGCAUUGCGCCGCCUACAAAGAGCAAGGGCGUUGCGAAAGCGACGCAGCGACUUUGAAAGGGGACCUACUGGGCGACGGUAUGCUUGGAAUUUGCCGCAAGACCUGUGGCGUUUGCGUCGAGUGCGCGCCCAACGACAAGGAGUGCUACCUCCAAAACAGGGCCAACGCCGGAUACUUGAACCUGGACCUCCAAUAUUUGUGGCCAAGGCCGGGUAGCGCCGAACAGCAAAUGGAUACGUGA